UCAUUUCUCCUCCAAGAACGUAUGCCAUGAAAAAGUAGUGAAAAAACUAGAUAAGGAAGGCAAAAAACCCAGAGCUCAAAGAUGAGCUGCUAUUUCGGCCUCCAACUCCAAAUCCCAAAAGCUUUACCUUCUCCUUCACCUUCUCAAACUAAAGCUCCUCUGUGUCUCACAUCCAAAGACAAGCCAACUCUCCACAUCAAGCCUAAUAAGGAACCUCCAAGGAUCAGCCUAAACUCAAUUCACUUCUAUGAUGCAAAAAAAUGCAGCUUGGCAAUUCAAGUUGGUGCACUUCUGGCCACCCAACCAGCCUUGGCAGUUACGGGUGUAAAUCAUGAGCAAGAUCUCCUUACUGUUGUGAUACAGCUGGGGAUUGUGGCUUUUGGGUACUUCAUCAUCGCGCCACCAAUCAUAAUGAAUUGGCUAAGGAUAAGAUGGUACAGGAGAAACCUCUUGGAGAUGUAUUUGCAAUUCAUGUUUGUCUUCAUGUUCUUUCCUGGUUUACUGGUUUGGGCACCAUUUCUGAACUUCAGGAAGUUUCCACGAGAUCCAUCCAUGAAGUACCCUUGGGACACACCUAAAGACCCUUCACAAAUCAAAAAUGCAUAUCUGAAGUAUCCCUUUGCUGAACCUGAAGAUUAUUCAUGAAAUUCUACACAAUUCCAAUUGUUCCUCCUCCUGGGAGUCUCAUUAAGAUUGCCCUUAGGCAGGAUACUGCUUGUAUAAAAAUUAAACAUGUGCCUUUCACAUACAAAACUGAUAUCCAUGAUAACACCAAUUCAAUGCAUAGCUUUUAUCUUUUGUCACCUGCUA
This is a messenger RNA of Carica papaya (papaya), 810 nucleotides long. RefSeq names its product inorganic carbon transport protein-like protein (gene NDHL). The record is from RefSeq and is a predicted model, not a curated record. NCBI's taxonomy places the organism in Eukaryota, Viridiplantae, Streptophyta, Magnoliopsida, Brassicales, Caricaceae. Gene Ontology annotation, molecular function: oxidoreductase activity, acting on NAD(P)H, quinone or similar compound as acceptor.